This is a messenger RNA of Chelonia mydas (Green sea turtle), 8110 nucleotides long. RefSeq names its product golgi phosphoprotein 3 like (gene GOLPH3L). The record is from RefSeq and is a predicted model, not a curated record. Lineage: Eukaryota; Metazoa; Chordata; Testudines; Cheloniidae. Gene Ontology annotation, molecular function: phosphatidylinositol-4-phosphate binding. The coding region runs from base 401 to 1258 and encodes 285 amino acids. Gene Ontology annotation, biological process: Golgi organization; Golgi vesicle budding; Golgi to plasma membrane protein transport. Gene Ontology annotation, cellular component: Golgi cisterna; cytosol; trans-Golgi network. The transcript is spliced from 6 exons.
GAUAGGUUACCCAGGGAUAGGGAAGCUGAUGUGUUUCCUCCCCCCUGCUCCAGCUCAACCAGGAAGUAAAGUUUCUAUUUUCUCUGGGCUCAGAAGUUUAAUACCAGGCAAAGCAGAGGGGAAGGGGGGAGUGGACGAGGCCUCCCAGAAGAGGAGAUCAGAGUCACAGGGAUUACUGAUUACAUUUAUCCCUUCCCAAGAGAGGUGGGGGACUCCAGCAAAAGCCAUAAGCAGCCAAGCCACAACAGCCUGGCUCCAUGAGGCUAGAAAGGAUGAAAAUCUGUGUGAAGACCUAAGUUUCCAGAGGGGUCCAAGGUCUGUGCAGAUACCAGGCCAUCAGUGGAUGUAGAAAGGCGAGCCCCUAGCCUCUUCCCAUUGUAGCUCCUAGUUGUGGGAAAGGAUGACGACGCUCAUUCACAGAGGGCGGCGUGCUGACGUGGGCAAGAACGCCGACAAGAGGCUGGAGGGCGAGGAUGACGACUCGAAAGACAGAAACCUGGAUGAAGAGGAGUCUGGUGACUCCAAAGAUAUCCGCCUGACCCUCAUGGAGGAGGUGCUGCUCCUGGGACUGAAGGAUAAGGAGGGCUAUACGUCCUUCUGGAACGACUGCAUCUCCUCGGGCCUGCGUGGCGGCAUUCUCAUCGAGUUGGCGCUGCGCGGACGCAUCCAGCUGGAGCCGCUUACCAUGAGGAAGAAGAGGCUGCUGGACAGAAAGGUGCUCUUAAAGUCAGACACCCCGACCGGCGACGUCCUGCUUGACGAGACCCUCAAGCACAUCAAAGCCACAGAGCCUGCAGAGACAGUCCAGUCAUGGAUAGAGCUGCUCACAGGCGAGACCUGGAACCCCUUCAAGCUGCAGUACCAGCUGCGUAAUGUGCGGGAGCGCAUCGCCAAGAACCUGGUGGAGAAGGGGAUCCUGACCACGGAGAAGCAGAACUUCCUGCUCUUCGAUAUGACCACCCACCCAGUCACCAACGCCACCGAGAAGCAGCGCCUACUCAAGAAGCUGCAGGAGAGCGUCCUGGACCGGUGGGUGAAUGACCCGCACCGCAUGGACAGGAGGACCUUGGCUUUGCUGGUGCUGGCCCACUCCUCGGACGUACUGGAGAAUGUUUUCACCCCGCUUGCGGACGACAAGUAUGACACGGCCAUGAACAGGUCGAAGGACCUCUUGGACUUGGACCCCGACGUGGAGGCCACCAAAGCCAGUGCCACGGAGAUGAUCUGGGCUGUCCUGGCGGCCUUUAACAAAGCCUAAAUCCAGACCGCCUUGCCUGUUCGACGUAGCACGGGACCUUUGGGCAGAGAGCUGCCCUGGGCCGGGCCAGCGCAAACUCUGUUCUACAUGGCACCUGGGUUUCACUGAUGUCCAUGCCCGCCCCAACCUACCUCUCUUGGCUGGGAUUGUUGUGCUGGUAGAACGAGCGACUGUAUGUUGUAUGUCCUCUUCUCGUAAACACUUGCCUACGUGAAGGUCUUUGUCUCUGGGGUGGGGAGGGUUGGCUCACGGCUCAGUCGGCUCUCUCGUUUCACAUCACCUUUUGGAGAAUGGAGAUGUAGAAUUGCCGUUGGGAUGUAUUCUGCUCUUCUUUACUCUCCAUUCAUUUUUGUGGGCAGGGGUUAACUUGAGUUGACGGGGCCUGUUCCAUUCCUGCACUUGGGGCACUGACGAACGGGGUGGCUUUAAGCCACUUUUGCACUCCUUGUGUUCUGAGGCUUGCCUGGCCCCCCCACGGUGUAAGUUAGAGCAGUCCGGAGGCUGCUCUACAUUAUGCUCUGCUCCCCAUGGCGACCAGCGGGCCCUGGGAAGCAGGGAAUAGCUAUUACGCAGGGUACUCUGGACAUGCUCCUGAUCUCCAGGGUCGGGGGCAAAGCCACUGAAGAGCCAUGACGCCAGCUCCACUGUAGCCAAGGAAGAGGGGGGUGUUUCCCCAUUGUUGGGGCCCACCUGUGCUGCAGAGCACUGCGAAAGGGCCUGGGUGUUCCCAAGAACCAGGCUGGCAGAGUCUGACCUGGUCUGACACUCGCGCUGGUGUAAUCCUGCAGGGAUGCAGCUCCUAGCACGCACUGGAGUCAGAGAGAUCGGUAUCACGGCCUCUGAAACCACGGGGCUGUAGCUGCCCCUUUCCGCAGCAUGGCUAACUUCUUCACAACCUUUCCCGUUCAAUUUCUGCUGGGACAGGGAGGGCCCGAUACACGGCCACGUGACUCCUGGCAGAACUCCAGUGCGAUCUGUGCAGUCACCCUGCAGCAAAGCUGGUGGUGAAUGGGGCAACUGGCUACUGACCUGCUGUGACCUUUCAGUGCAACGCGGGAAGGAGAAUGCUUGGCUGGCUGAGCCAUGUUGGGAAAGACCCAGAAAUGAUCCGUGCACAGAGCCCAGUUCUCCCUGCCCUGCGUCAUGCAUGGUCUUUCUGCACCGGUGCAAAGUGAGCGUGUGGGUUACUUAGGCUGCUUGAGCCCUUUAAAGGUGAACACGACUGGUCAACUCCUGCAGCCCUCACUCGUGUGAAUAGCCGCCCAUCGGGGGUCUGCACUUGUGAGUGAAGACGACCAUGGCUGAGCUCUCAGAUCAGGCUUUCAGAGACCGCCCUGUGGAAGGGAGCCUGCACUGCUGGUAAAGCUGCUUAGGAAAAAUCGAAACAAAACUCAUUUUCCAUGGAAUUUUGUUGUUUUUUUUUUAAUAGCAAAAAAAUUAAAAUAUCAGGUGCCUCGUGGGAGUUGUAGUUCGGUCACCUCGUGUGCCCUUUUACAGGCUCCCUAGUUGGACUACAUCUCCCAUGGUGCACCACGUCUCAUCUCUUGGUGAGGGGAAGCUGUGCAUGAUGGGAAGCGCUAUGGCCAAUUGGCCAUGGUGCACUCGUGGAAAAUUUUCAGCCAGCCUUAACAAUGAGUGGAAUUGACUCAGUCUUUGCAGUGGAUCCGGAAAAGGCACAAAACGCAGCUGGUCUAAAAGUGGGAGUUUUUUAAGAAUAAGUAGCUUUUAAUGGUGUUGCAUGAUUUCUAGGUGGUCGUGUGAAGCCUCUGUGCCCAAGAGAAGGAUAUAAACUUCCCCUGUAGAGAGGUGGAUUUUAGAAAUCUAGACUGGAGCUUUCAAAGUCAUCUAAGGGACUGUGAAUUUCAAUGGGAAUUGGGUGCCGGACUCCUUUAAACAUCCCCAGAGCUAAUAAAUAAUUGCAGUAGGAUUUCUAGGCAAUGCUGCUGUACAGAUGGCACCGGUAUUCUGCUUAGCUUGUCUCUUACUUCCCCAUCAUCCUGUGCUGCCAUCCCCUGCCAUUGCAUCUGUGUUUCCUCUUGCAACUGAGUUUCCAGUGAGGUCUGUGAGUUUUCAGAGCUUGUUGGUGUCCGGAGUGAAAUGCCACUGAGGUGUUGAAAGGACGCUUGUGCAGGAAUCAGCCUCUUACGCUGACGGGCCCAAGUAAAAGGUUGAGGAGGCGUUACCCGGUGACAACGUAGACCUGUAAGGAGUAAUCUGAGCUACCUCCAGUUUGACUGUUAUGUCUGAAUGAGCGCCUAAGUCCACAGGCCAGGUCUUCAGCUGGGAUAAGCCAGCCUGGCACCAUCCACUUCAGUGGAUCUACAACCGUUCGCACCAGCUGAGGAUCUGGUCUCCAUUUGGGUAACACCUGCGCCAGUUCCAAGUAACUCCGGAUUUACACUGGGGUGAGAGGGGAACCCAGCUCUUGCGCUUAGAUCCACGAGGCCGUGAACUUCCCAAAUCGGACAACCGUGCCUAGAAGCAACCGGCCUGAUUCUGCUUGCAGUCGCACGGGUGUAUAUGACAGAAGGGAGUUAUGCUGUGGAAAGCCAAUGUAAAUGAGAUCAGGAUCAGGCCCACCAAUCUCCAUCUUGAGAGGAGAAAGGGAGCGAAUGCUAUUCGGCCAACUCAAUUCGGUUAUAACUGACCCUCCCUGUCUUUUUUUUUUUGUUUGUUUGUUUUUUAAAUCCUGCAAAAUUCUUUCCUGCCUUUUGAUGAUCAAUCCCUUUCCCAGCACAUGCUCCCUGCUCAAUGCAAAGGAGGAACAGACACGUUAGCAACAGGGAAUGGAAAGGAAGAUUCUGGGCUGACUCCUCAUUGACUUUAGUCAGGUAUUAGCAGCACAGGUGAUAAACAGGGUCCUGGACUCAUAGCGCCUUGCAAGCAGAGAUCAUCAAAGCAAAGAUAGUCUAGAUUUUGCGUUUACUACCUGUUGUCUUUCAUUCAUGUCCUCAGUUUGCUGUGAGCUCUGCAGAUAUUUGCUUACAGAGUCAGGUUCUUCUCUGCUAAUAGAGGGACACUAUCCUAGCCGCCCCAUGGCAUGCUGCCCCAAGCCAGAAUGUCCCCAGCUAAGCCAGGCUUUUGAGGUGAACAGCAUGGGGGUUGGAGGGGAGGGGAGGGGGAAGGAGAACUGCACCUGACCUACAUGCAUGACCGUAACACUAAUUGGAACCUGUGGUCCACUGGGGGGGAUACAUGGUGGGGGCACAAUGUGAAGCUGACGUGUAUUAGACUCCAGGACAUGGUUUGCUCUGUUAGAUGUGGAGUGUCUCCAUUGGCAUCAGUGGGUCAGAUUCUCAGCUGGGGCAAAUCAGCAUCGCCUAACUCCACUGACAUCAGCGAAGCUACAUUGGUUAAGAAUCUGGCCCCUUGGAUUUACACGGGCAUAACCGAGAGCAGAGCCUGUGCCACUGGGGGAUGAAGUUUGCAUCAAAGUGAUGACUCGAACUUCAGCCUCGGAAGGGAAAGAGCAUUUCUCCAUUAGUGGCGUUCCAUCCCCCAAGGAGAUUCUGCAGGGCGAAUUCACUAGAGUGAAGUUGGAAUGGGGAAAACACAGACAGGAUCAGGUAUCCUGAGCUUUCUGUUCAGUAGAAACUUUGGAUAUGUGGACUGGGGAGUGGAGGGCACUGGUCAUGAUUUUGGGUUACAGUAGCAGUGCGGUCUAGUGGUUAGAUUAGAGAACGGCCCCGGGGAUUUCAGAAGCUGAGGUUCUAACGCUGUCGCUGCAAUUUUGGUAAGUUGCUACUUAACCUCCAUGGACCCAGUUUUCUUGAGUGCGAAGGGAGAGGUUAUUUUACUUCUGCAUUUGGCACUGGUGCAACAGCUGCUGGAGUAUGGACUCUGGUUCUGAUGUGCACUGUUCAAGAAGGAAGUGGAUGUACUCGAAAGCGUUCAGAGAAGAGCCACAAGAAUGAUUAAAGGAUUAGAAAACCUGCCUCAUCGUGACAGACUCCAGAGCUCAGUCUAGUCAGCUUAGCAAAGAGGAGGGUAAGGGGUGACUUGAUUACAUUCCCUCAGCAUCUCCAUGGGGAACAAAUAUUGAACAAUGGGCUCUUCCCUCUAGCGGAGAGAGGUCGAACACGAUCCAAUGGCUGGAAGUUGAAGCCACACAAAUUUCAACUGACAAUGAGGCGGGAGGAAUGAACCAUCGGACCAAUUUCCCGAGAGUCAAGGCGGGUUCUCCAUCGCUGGCCAUUUUUUUAAAUUGCAGUUGGAUGUUUUUCCAAGGGAUCUGCUCUAAGAAUGACUUUGGGGCAGUUCUCUGGCCUGUGCUGUACAGGAGAUCAGAUUAGAUGAUCACAGUGGUUCCUUGUGUCCUUAGAAUCUAUGAAGCUCCCCUCUAAUAUAAGGAUGAUGAUAAUCACUGUACCGACCCUGUCCGGGAGCUGUGAGGCGCUUUGCUAUCGUAAUACCACACCCCUGGGUGCAGUGGCAACAGCGGGAAUGGAACCUCUGUGUCUAAAACCAGGCGUCUCCUAGCCUGAGCUAGAAGACCCUGCCCUAUUAGCCAGCGGUGUAGCAGGCUCGUCAACUGUGUAUGUGGCCCAUCCACCAUUAGCAGGGGAGAGAGAACACUACACUGGGUGGGUUUGGCUCAUGCUAUCUUGGAUGGAAGGUUCUGUAGAAUGGCUGUGUGAUGUUGUCCUAAUAAGGUGCUAAUUAUAUCCCUGAUUGACCACAGCUCACUUUUUAUAGAGGAUAGAUCCAGGUCUGUGCUCCCAUCCCAUGGACUCGGUCAUAGACCUGCAGAGCACAUGCAUAAUCCACAUGGAUAUAUUUUUGUUUCUCCUCUGAACUAGCCUCCUGAACUCUGCUUAGAAUUUUACCUCCAGUGCAGCCACACGUCUGAGAACCUGAGCAUCUUCCUUCGGGUUUUUAAGCGACCCCAGGGGAUCCGGGUGUAAUUCCUUAGGAUAACUGCAAACCAGCAAGGGGAUGUGCCGCUGCAGUUAAAGGUGAUCUGCAAAGUCGGGGGGAAGUUGGGAUUUGUGUCCUUGUGGGCUGCUUAGUGAUGGAUGAAGAAAGCCUGAAUGCAUUGUAUUAAAAUGAUUCUUACUUUACAAGUUUUUGCUCUGGUGAUGAAGGUCGGAGAGAGAAUGACUGAUUAUGAUAUUGCAAGAGACUGAACAACUGCAAGCAAAAGGAUUUUAUUUUAGGCCAUCUCUUUCAAGCAGUCUGGCUUUUGCUGACACCGGUUUAACAUCAAAAUCUAACAAAAACUGAGCAGGGAUGUCAACAACACGCACACUCUCCAGUGAAGGUGUGAGUGCUACCCCUGGGUCAGGAACUUUUUCCACAAUGCUUUUUUUUGUUGGAAAAUGCCAAUUUUGUCAACCAAAAUUUUCCCCAGGAACCUUGCCGCCUCGAAAAGAUUUGGUGGGGGGCGUAGCAGCGAUUGCUAAACGUUUUGGCAUUUUAAAACAAAAAAUUCUGGGUUUUUUUUCGAUUUCCAAUUUGAAAUACACGCAAAUUCUAAUUUUUGGCAAAAAAAGUUAAAAUUGGUUAAAAUGGAAACGAAACACUUUGACCUAAACCAAAAUGUUUUUUCAGAGUUUGCAAACACUUUUCUGACUUUUUGUCCCAAUUUGGCCUUGAGAUUCUGCAGUGAGAUCCACCCAGGGAGCUCGUGGGGCUCGACCUGGAUCCAUCCCCAUGGGUCCAAUUGCAGGAUCGGGGCUGUUGUUUUCCUCACAUGGGUCUCUUGCGCAGCAGAGAGAGAACUUUUGCAGAAUAGCAGAGGGAUUGUAAAACAUCCCCAGUUUACACUAGUGCUCCAGGAGGGAGAAAGCUCUGAAAUGACUUAGUGUUUUAGGCUGUGGGGUGUCUCUUCAGCUGGUGAGGGGAUGGUAAAUGCAGGGAAACAACUGUCUAGUCCAGGCUGCCUUCAUCAAAAUGUGUAGUUGCAAAGGCCCCCAACCCACAAUCAGAUCCAUACGGAUGGAGCUGUGUGGCUCUUGAAGUCUGUGGCCUAGUGGGUGAAGCACCAAAUUGGGAGUUGGGCAACCAGGGUUCUAUUCCUGGCUCUGUUACUGGCCUGCUGGGUGACCUUGAGAGUCAUGUCACCGCAUGCCUCAGUUUCCCCACCUGUAAAGUGCUGUGAGAUCGAGGGUGAAAAGCGCUAGAUAAGAGGUGGGGAUCGUUAAUUGUACUGUGAUCGUGCCUAGGUAGGGGCUGUAGGCAUGGACCUGGACCCCAUGGUGCUAGGGGCUGUACAAACACAGAAUGAAGAGCUGGUCCCUGCCCCAAAGAGCCGAUUGCAGGCUCUGGGCCUGAAGGUGAAAUUUUCAGGGGUGACCGAACUCUUACACUAACUCUGGGUGCUUUAAAAAUCCCAACCCCUAUACCUGUGACUAUAGAUUAGACACAAAGGGGUCUGAUUGGCUUGUGUUUUAAAGUCAACUGUACCUAAAUAACUUUUCCUCUUGGCUGAGUGUUCAUCUACGAAACAUGGUAAUUGUAGGUUCAUUGCAACGGUAGGUUCCCGAUUCUGCACUAGUGUAAAGGAGACUUGAUUUCAGUUUAACAUCUACAUCCACACCUUCUUGCUUUCUGGGGUGCUUCUGGGCCCCUCCCCCGUCUGGCCGGGGACUAUUCUGGGUGACUUCUAUCCCUACACGGCCACAAUCCUUCCGUAUGUAGUAGAUUCACGCUGCAGGCGUAAUAGUGACCCAAAUUCUACGGGGAAAAAAACAAAAUUUAAUGCUUCUCCCUGACCCCUUCUUUGUUGUUCCAGUUUUAUCGCGUGACUGUGAAUGAGUUUCUUUGCAGCACCAAGGACUCGUGGGGUAAUUCAGAUGUAGCGUUUAGCUGCUGUGGAUUAAACUGCUCUUGAAUAAUAAACAUUUAAAUUUU